AUAUUAUAUACACAUUAAUAAAAUAAUAUAUUGUUUUAUUUUUCCUUGUAUCAUUAAGUACGAACAUUAAAUAUAAAAGAUGUACAAACAAUCAUUAUACUUGAUGUUAUGAUAAGUUAACAAUGAACCUCGUUUAGCCCAUUAUGUGCUGUGAAAUAAUGGAAGGGAUACCACAUAAAAAAAAAAUUCCUCCUGAACUAGAGAAAAUAAAAAUAUCUCAUGAAGAGAAAAAGAAAAAAGAAGUAAUAACAGAGAAAAUUGACAUCUAUUACUUUGACCAUGGGAACUCUGCAUAUUAUCGAACAACGGAUUCACCGCCCGUAUUAAUAACCGAAAAAUGUGCCGAAAAAACCGAUCAAGCAGCGAUUCGUUUUUGGGCCGAAAUAUUUGGGACUAUUCAUAUCGGCACUGCUUUCAUCACAGCAUUUAUUUUACAAUUAAUUCGAUUUAUACUUUAUAGUAUAAUCAGACCACUGACAGUGGGCAUUUUGCAAUUGUUUGCGGACUAUUUUAUAAAACCCCUAUUGUCAAUUGUGUUCAAUGCCCUCAUACAGCCUGUAUUGAUAUUGUUAUACAAUAUCGCAACAUCUUUCAAGGAUCUUUGUGAACCUAUCGCAGAAGCGAUAGGAUUGUUCUUACGAGAAAUCGCUCACGUGUGUGCGGCAAUUCGAAUCGUCGAAGUGAAACAGGGUACCGCUCCCUCGGUUGCUUGCACUUGAUGAUUGAAUAGAAGAAGAGAGCAAUUCUGAAUGACGAAUAUGAAAUAUACUUUGUUUUAAGGGAAUAAGGUAUAAAACUCAUAAUAUUUUGCGAUUCGUAAAAAAAUAGCACCAUGUAAGUGUUGACUUAAGUUACUUCAAAAUAACUGUUUCCAAGUUAUUUUAAACUUCACACUCCUACCUUGUACUAUAUCUGUUUUUAUUGUUUAAGGUUCAAAAGGUGAAAGAAAGAACGAUUUGUUACAUCUACGUGAUUGAUUUUAUCUUGAUUUUGAGUUGUGAAAAAAAUUGAAGUAAAAACUGAAUUAUGAUUAAAUAGAGUGAAUCAGUUUUAACCCUUUAAGGUCUGAGUAUGUUAACUAAGUACAGGCCUUUACUAGAUAUCGUUAUUUAGAAUAUCCACGAGGCCAUUUUUAUAACAUAUUUAUUUCUCUGAAUAUAUAUGACUUCAAAAUACUAGGUCUCAAAGGGUUAACAAAAGAACUAAAUUCUUCUAUUCGAUAUACUUAUAAAAAAGAACUUAAUACAAAGUGUGUGCGUAUGAAAAGUAUCUUUCUUUUACUAAAUCACAAAUUUUUAUCCGUUGUUCUUCUGUAGAUGAUGAUAAAUUAUCUCGAUCAUCAAUUUGAAAAGGCAUUGUCCCAGGAUAGAAUGAUGUGAACUGAAGAAAAUUUGAAAAUAGCUCGGUAAUAGCUGUUCAAGUUUUAACGAAUAUAACACAUGCCUUAACACCAGGUAUAUAUUUGGUAUUAUUUAAACUUUACAAUAUUAUUAUCAGUUUCAUUCAUUUUGUUAUUUUUUGUUUUUUUUUCUUUUUUCUUUUUGUUUUUACAGAACAAAUUAUCCUCUUAUAGCAACUAACUUCGUCAAUAAUAAUCAAUAAUCAUCCUUCAUCUCUUUCGUUAUAUCUUACUGUUUAAUAAAUUAUGUACAAUCUCACAAACAACAAACGGAGGAACCUAAUUACAUCAUGUAGUUGUUCACACUUCGCUAUGUACAGGUACUACUAGUUUUUACAGAAUUGCGCUUUCGCUCCACCUGCGUAUGUAGUCGUUAAUGCUUAAACUCUUGUCGUUCGCAUAUUCUAUUUAAAAAACAAAACAGAAAAGAGAAAGAAAAAAGAGAAGAAAAAUAGAGAGAAAAAGAAAGAAAAAGAAAGAGAGAGAGAGAGAAAGAGAGAGAGAACGAAAGAAAGAGAAAGGAUA
Messenger RNA from Apis cerana (Asiatic honeybee), 1924 nucleotides. RefSeq lists its product as uncharacterized. The record is from RefSeq and is a predicted model, not a curated record. NCBI's taxonomy places the organism in Eukaryota, Metazoa, Arthropoda, Insecta, Hymenoptera, Apidae.